Molecule: messenger RNA, 861 nt
Organism: Suillus subalutaceus
Lineage: Eukaryota; Fungi; Basidiomycota; Agaricomycetes; Boletales; Suillaceae
Exons: 7
Coding region: 173-682 (169 amino acids)
Source: RefSeq, a predicted model, not a curated record
CUUGAAGUCAACACAACAGCAAAUAAACAUUGCCUCGAGGCGCAACGAUCAAGAACAUGACCUGUUGUUAUCUAGCUAAACGAAGCGGGACCCACCCUUCCUCUAACUACUUAUCGCACCCUACUUCGCUCAGACUGAUCCUUAGGGCGGCCAACAUUGCAUAUUUCAAACAAUGAGUGAGCACAAUCAGUCAAGGAAUUCGAAUCAAAAUCCUCCUCCCGAAACCCGCACAUCCAGUGAAGCAACUGGUGGUGAAAGCUCGGGCACUAAGGGCAGACGCCGUGGCAAAAUUCGUCGGUUUCUAGGGAAGGUUAAGAAUGCGACUCAAAAGAUUUCUCACUCCCCGAAGGAUUCCCGCGGCCGCGACCCUGUUCUCCCGAAUGUCGAUCGUGAAGGUGCUUCAUCGACUGCGAAUAUCGAGGUUCGGGAUGCUCCUUCUGGUGUGGAACAAGGUGCCGAUCCCCAAUCAGCACUUCAGGACGCCAAAGAAGCUGUAAAACUCAUGAAGCCACUUUCGAUAUCUUCAACCCCUCAGGAUAUUCGACAGUAUUAUCGGGACGCUUGCGGAGGUACAUCCAUAUGCCAAGUUGGCACUGAGCGUAUUGUCUUGGGCCGCAAAGAUAAUUCUUACUCAAGCGGAUCGCGAUACAGCAAUACUCGACCUUCUCCAGAAGUUGGGUGAUGUUUAUGGCUUCAUUACAGAAGACAAGAGGCUUCACCAGAUUUCGUCGAUGCACACUAUCCUUGGACAGAUUUCUCAGCAGAUCCUUGAAUGUGCCUAUUUUAUUAGAGAUUAUUCGGAGACCAAAAACUUUUGUGAGUCUUUAGCAAGUAAUUGCACUUUUCACAGUCUCAAUCUUC